Lacerta agilis (Sand lizard) is the source of this 1648-nucleotide messenger RNA. It is a transcript of the gene WDR25, whose product is annotated as WD repeat domain 25. The transcript is spliced from 7 exons. Lineage: Eukaryota; Metazoa; Chordata; Lepidosauria; Squamata; Lacertidae. Gene Ontology annotation, molecular function: protein binding. The record is from RefSeq and is a predicted model, not a curated record. The coding region runs from base 144 to 1616 and encodes 490 amino acids.
AGGCGGAACUGCUUCGCAUAUGGCACCCGGGCCGCUUUGAAGCGGGGGAAAGGAGGUUUUGGCAAACUUUUCAUCGCAGAAGCUUUUCACUGUUUAUGAAGAUCUAAAGGGAAAAUUUAGAGAAUUCCGUUGCAGUUGACUUGAUGAAUCCCUCACUUGUUGCUUACGAAGAUUCAGACUCUGAGACAGAGGAUGGGAAAUCUGAAGAUGCCACUGCCGGUGGAAUAAAUGUUACAAAUUCUGCUAUGACUGCUGCUCAGCCUUGUGAUGGGAUAGUCAAAAAUUUUGAUAGCACAUUCCAACCUGUGGAAUACAUGGGCAGUUCCAGGAGUAAAAUGUUUCAUGAAGAUACUCUUCUCCAGCACCUGAAACCUAAUAAAAAGUAUAUGGCAACCACACUUCCUAAGAAAUUACAGCCUGAUACACCUAGACUAUUUUCUGCAAAUGAGACUUGCUCCCAGAAGAGGCCCUGUGAUUACAGCGAAGUUACUAUACAAGGGCUGAGACCAUAUAUUUCUAAAAGACUGCGGCAGGAAAAAAAUCCACUUCUUUGUGAAGCUGAAGACAGUGGCCAGAGCACAAGUUGUGCAGCCAAACUUGAUACAGCAGGAGAACAGAUGUCCUUUAAUACUUCCCAAUAUAUUAUGCCAUACAUAGGUUCUAAGUAUGGGAUAACUGAAAUUCCUAGGAACCUGGUAUUUCAGAUGUCUGAUCACAGCGGUCCAGUUAAUGUGGUCCAGUGGUGCCCUGUGCAGAAGUGGAGCCAUAUGUUGCUCUCUGCAUCUAUGGAUAAAACUGUCAAGGUUUGGGAUGCUGUGGAUCGGGGCCGUUGCUUGAAAACAUACCUUUGCCACACCUGUGCUGUUCGAGCUGCCCAGUGGACCCCCUGUGGGAGAGGUGUUCUGAGCGGAGGGUUUGAUUCUAUGCUUCAUUUAACCGAUAUUGAAACAGGAGCACAGACUUUUAGCAGCAGGACUGACUUUCGAAUUAGCACCUUGAAGCUUCACCCUCUUGAUCCAAAUGUUUGUAUCUGUGGAGGAUUCAGUCCAGAGGUCAAGGCCUGGGAUAUCAGGUCUUCCAAGGUAAUAAAAGUUUACAAAGCUGCGGUACAGCAAACCUUAGAUAUCAUGUUUCUCCCUGAAGGAAAAGAAUUUCUUACCAGCACCGAUGCUGUAAGCCAAGAUUCAGCUGACCGUACCAUCAUUGCCUGGGAUUUCCACACAGCUGCAAAGAUCUCCAAUCAAAUCUACCAUGAACGUUACACCUGCCCCAGUUUUGCACCGCAUCCUAAGGAGCCUGCCUUCGUUGCUCAGACAAAUGGCAACUACCUGGCCUUGUUCUCUAGCCUGCGGCCCUACAGAAUGAACAAAAAGAAGAUAUACGAAGGGCACAAGGUUGAAGGAUUUGCGAUAGGCUGCGAGUUUUCCCCCGACGGAAUGCUACUUGUCACAGGAAGUUCGGAGGGCAAAGUGUUUUUCUACAACUAUCGCACGGCUCGGAUCACUCGCACGCUGUCCGCGCAAAGCCAGGCCUGCGUGUGUGCAACUUUCCAUCCAGUCCUUUCGUCGCUCCUUGCUACAUGUGGCUGGGACGGAGUCAUCAAGAUCUGGCAGUGAUAACAUCAGUGAUCUUAAAAAUCAACAUAUAU